AUGUCCUUAAAACACUUCCUCAAAUACAUCGAAGCCUUCAACGCAAAGGACUAUGAACUCCAGCAUAGUUUCUAUCACCCAGAUGUUACCCUCGCCAUCCCCGAUCCCGAGAUUGGCACACUAGUUGGAUCAUCUGGAAUCAUGAACCACUAUGCCAAGGUGCACGCAAAUGCCCAAGAAACAGUCGUCCCAAUGUUCGUCAUGAUCGACGGUCCACGAAUCUUUCUAAGCAUGGAAGCCUAUUUCCUCUACAUCCGAACUACUGAUGAGGCGGUCCAUAGCCACAAGGUGAAGCCCGGGGACGUAAUUCGAGUCAAAGUGUGGGCUGUUUAUGAUAUGGUUGAAGAUAAGAUGGCGCGGAUUACUUGCAACGCGCUGAGUGAUGAGCUUCUGGGUCAGGUCAAUGUGAACGAUAUGAUUCAGGAAAGCUGGAGUCGCGCGGAUGAGAAAGUGAAAGCAUAUUGGAAGCCUGCAUCUGUCCUAUAG
This is a messenger RNA of Penicillium odoratum, 486 nucleotides long. RefSeq names its product nuclear transport factor 2 family protein. NCBI's taxonomy places the organism in Eukaryota, Fungi, Ascomycota, Eurotiomycetes, Eurotiales, Aspergillaceae. The record is from RefSeq and is a predicted model, not a curated record. The transcript has a single exon. Bases 1 to 486 code for a protein of 161 amino acids.